CGGACACAGAGGAAGGACGCUCUUGGACUUGAGGAUUUAGGAAUUCAACACUUGGGACGAAUUGUCAGCCUUUGACCCUGCUGUGUGAGCAGCAUUCGCUUCAAUGCUGAAGAUGGAGCCUCUGAACAGCACAUACCCCAGCACCGCAGCCUCCAGAAGCCCACUCGAGUCCCAUGUGCAUGGUGGCAGCAGCAGCCAUGGCCACGGCCACGGCAAUGAGUACUUCUACAUUCUGGUCGUCAUGUCCUUCUAUGGCAUUUUCUUGAUUGGGAUCAUGCUGGGCUAUAUGAAAUCCAAAAGGCGGGAGAAGAAGUCCAGCCUCCUGCUGCUGUACAAAGACGAGGAGGGGCUCUGGGGGGAGGCCAUGAAGCCGCUGCCCGUGGUGUCCGGCCUGAGGUCGGUGCAGGUGCCCAUGAUGCUGAACAUGCUGCAGGAGAGCAUGGCACCCGCGCUGUCCUGCACCCUCUGCUCCAUAGAAGGGGACAGUGUGAGCUCCGAGUCCUCCUCCCCGGACAUGCACCUCCCCAUCCAGGAGGAGGGGGCGGACGAUGAGCUGGAGGAGACUUUGGAAACCCCCCUCAAUGAAAGCAGUGAAGGGUCCUCGGAGAGCAUCCAUCAGAAUUCCUAG
Molecule: messenger RNA, 628 nt
Organism: Cynocephalus volans (Philippine flying lemur)
Lineage: Eukaryota; Metazoa; Chordata; Mammalia; Dermoptera; Cynocephalidae
Gene: KCNE4
Product: potassium voltage-gated channel subfamily E regulatory subunit 4
Exons: 2
Coding region: 104-628 (174 amino acids)
Biological process (GO): potassium ion export across plasma membrane; regulation of heart rate by cardiac conduction; negative regulation of delayed rectifier potassium channel activity
Cellular component (GO): membrane
Molecular function (GO): transmembrane transporter binding; potassium channel regulator activity; delayed rectifier potassium channel activity
Source: RefSeq, a predicted model, not a curated record